UUAGAAAAAGAAGAAAAAAAAAAGAAAUCCCCUGAGAAGACUGUCCCUGAAAUAAAAAAAGCAGAGCCAGUAAAAGAAAAGCCUUCAUUUCCACCUUUAAAGAAAGAAGGUGAGAAAGAACCUGUCAUGUCCAAAGAACCUAAAAAGCCAGCAAAAGCUCCCGCAGCCAAGCCAGCCACUAUAAAAGUAGCAGCACCAGUUUCCAAGACAGCAGCAGCAGCUAAAACAGCAGAAGAAUCACCCAAGAAGGAAAAGCUGGUGGAAACUGCCAAACCAUCAAAGAAGGAAAUACCUGUAGUACCUCUAAAAGUACCUGUAUCUGGAGAAAGUCAUAAGGUAAAAGAAACUGGACAAGACAAAGAGGAUGUUGUUGCGGUUUCAGCUAAGAAAGCAGUACCUGUAAAGAAGGAAGAAAAAACAGUGAAGGUAAUGGGGCAAGAUAAACCAAAGCUGAAAGAAACAAAACCUGUAAAAGAGAAAGAAGUGAAAUCUCCAGCUGCAACAAAGGAUAAAGAGCAUAUCAAAGAAAAGGAAGUAAAGCAUCUUGCAGCUUUAAAAGAGCAUGUAAAAGAAAAAACUGUGAAGACACCAGAAUUUCCAAAGGACAAAGAGCCUACAAAAGAAAAAGAAGUGAAGACUUCAGUUUUUGUCAAAGAAAGAGGGGCCUCAAGAAAACAAGCAAUGAAGACUCCAGUUGUUGUCAAAGAAAAAGGUAAAAAUUAUUUGUCAAGUUAUGCCAUAACUGAGGCCCUGAUCCUGAAAUCAGAUCUCACUCCCUCUGUGCAGACACAAGAGCCCCAACCCUCAAAGGCUGUGAAUGCUGUGGGAAUCCAUUAUAUGGAUCUAGCAGCAUUUGACAUGUCCCAAAUGUUUGCCUUCAAGUGA
Molecule: messenger RNA, 885 nt
Organism: Dermochelys coriacea (leatherback sea turtle)
Lineage: Eukaryota; Metazoa; Chordata; Testudines; Dermochelyidae
Product: triadin-like
Exons: 17
Coding region: 127-885 (252 amino acids)
Source: RefSeq, a predicted model, not a curated record